Messenger RNA from Athene cunicularia (burrowing owl), 1606 nucleotides. RefSeq names its product transmembrane protein with metallophosphoesterase domain (gene TMPPE). The coding region runs from base 184 to 1497 and encodes 437 amino acids. The record is from RefSeq and is a predicted model, not a curated record. Gene Ontology annotation, molecular function: hydrolase activity. The transcript is spliced from 2 exons. Lineage: Eukaryota; Metazoa; Chordata; Aves; Strigiformes; Strigidae.
UAGUAUGUGCAGAGUAACAGUCCUUUAUUGCAGUCUGGGAAAAAUGGAAUGUAUGUAAUAUUUUGAAACGGCUGAUACUGGUUCCUGGUUGCAGGCUUUGUUGACCCAAGGCAUCCCUUCAUAACCACAUUAUUGUCUGCUGGAGACUUCUGUAGAACAGAAGGGAACGGUCAGGAAGCAAAGAUGAUCUUCAAGCAACUGCCCCUUGAAGCAAAGGCUGCAGUGGCUGCAGGAAUGGUUUUCUUCUCCAUGAUGCUAUCGCGGAGUUACCUGGCAGAAAAACUUGAUCUCAGGACACGGCGCUGGCUUCUGAGGUUGCAGAUGGCACUAUUUGCUAAUGCGCUCAUGUUGAUAGGAUCUCUUCAUGUUUGGAGAAGCACAGUCACCACGUUCUCCAGGUCCUCGGCAGCCAGCUCCUUCUGUUUCAUGCCGUGGAAAAUAGCUGUGUUCAUGUUUCUAGCUUUGGCUCAUUCAAGCUUCUUCACGUUGCUAUUUCUUGUUGCAGAAGAGCCCUAUUUUUUUUCUUUAGCUGCCUACACUUGCUUGGGGGCCUAUAUCAUUCUUAUCUUCUUCCUCUUCACUCUAGGCUCUGUAGAACAGGCUUACAAGUUCUUGGCUGGGAGAGGCACUAAGGCAGGUCCUAUCAACAAGAACAGAACAGUGAUGAAACCAGUUUUGGCAGUCAUGCUGACUGCUGUGCUGACUGUUGUGGGGUUGUUAAAUGCUUCCCAGCCUCCUACUGUGAAUUCAGUGGAGGUUCCAGUUCACAAGUUACCCUCAGCAAUGAAUAAUCUGAAAGUGGUGUUGCUUUCAGAUAUCCAUCUGGGGCCUACAGUUGGCAAGACCAAGCUUGCCAUGAUUGUGAGAAUGGUUAAGGCUUUAAAACCAGAUAUCACUGUGAUUGUUGGGGACCUGACUGACUCUGAGGCAGAGAUCAUACGACCUGCUGUUGAGCCUCUUGGAGAACUUAACUCCCCUUUGGGGACUUACUUUGUGACAGGAAACCAUGAGUACUACACAUCAGAUGUUAGUAACUGGUUUGAGCUGUUAAAAUCGUUUAACAUUCGGCCACUCCAUAAUGAGAAUGUGAAGAUUGUUUCACCAAAGAGCACUGAUGACUGGUUCUGCCUGGCUGGUGUUGAUGAUAUUGAAGCAGAUGUAUUACGCUACUCGGGACAUGGCAUGGAUUUAAAAAAAGCUCUUGCAGGUUGUAGCAGUGAGCGUGCAAUAGUGCUGUUAGCUCAUCAACCAGUUGCUGCAAAGUGGGCCCUUCAGGAGAGACCAGACAUAAAUUUAAUUCUCUCUGGCCAUACUCACGGAGGUCAGAUGUUUCCACUAAAUGCUGGCGCUUAUUUUCUGAACCCAUUCUUUGUUGGCUUGUAUAAAGUUGGGCAGAACACCUUUGUCUACGUCAGCCCUGGGACAAUGUACUUUGGAAUACCCAUGAGGCUGGGCAGCAGAGCUGAAAUAACAGAGAUAAUUCUACAUUCUCCUUGAGGAGUUUUCCACUUGACAGACUUCUACCAUCCAUUUUGAAUAUACCCCAGAGAAGUUUUGGGAUUGAUUAUGACUGUAACUGCUUUGUCAAGGAUGGGAGACCUUUCCG